Anisakis simplex (herring worm) is the source of this 735-nucleotide messenger RNA. The record is from the annotation of a GenBank genome assembly. Lineage: Eukaryota; Metazoa; Nematoda; Chromadorea; Rhabditida; Anisakidae.
GUCGGUGGAAUGUUAAAGAUGAUAUUCGCGUGUCAUUUUGUGGCCUUACUGCUGAUCACAUGCUUCCUUAUCCAGUGUCCAGCACGAGAUUUUGUCGGUAUUAAUCUCAGUUAUCAAGUCGAGAAAGUAAAAGGCGCCAAUGGUGGUUUGUAUUCAACCUGCAAUGCGGAUUGCUCAUGUAAGAGCGACUGGAAUCCGGUUUGUCAUGAAGCGUCAGGAUAUACGUUCUAUUCAGCGUGUUAUGCCGGAUGUACGGAACAAACUGUUAAUUCAUCGGGUACAUUUUGGGACGAUUGUAAAUGCUUGGACGAGAUGGCAUCGUUGGGACGUAAUCCUUUAUUAAGUAGUAGUGAUAAUCUGAGGCAAGGAUUCUGUGAGAAGAAAUGCGGUUAUGGAGAAUGGAUAUUUCUGUUUUUGUUAUUCCUUUCUGUUGUUGCCAGCUUUGCUUCUGGUAUACCCUCGCAACAGAUAAUGUUGCGUGUUGUUCCGUUCCAGCAACGUACACUCGGGAUUGGCGUUCAUUGGACGUUCCUUCGCCUAUUAGCUGUUGUUUGUAAACUAGUUUCAAUAUUGGCCGCAAUUCUCGGCUAUAUGACAUACAGGCCGAACGACCUAGACAACGGUUUGUCCGUACAAACGGCCGAUAGUCGAGGGCCGCUCUCUCUGACUGUGAAUGAUGAUCGACCCGUGAUUAACAGUAAAGUUCUCGAAAGUAUUGAUGGUGCCGAGAGCUGA